Molecule: messenger RNA, 2158 nt
Organism: Capsicum annuum
Lineage: Eukaryota; Viridiplantae; Streptophyta; Magnoliopsida; Solanales; Solanaceae
Product: 6-phosphogluconate dehydrogenase, decarboxylating 3, chloroplastic
Exons: 2
Coding region: 211-1698 (495 amino acids)
Biological process (GO): pentose-phosphate shunt; pentose-phosphate shunt, oxidative branch
Cellular component (GO): cytosol
Molecular function (GO): NADP binding; phosphogluconate 2-dehydrogenase activity; phosphogluconate dehydrogenase (decarboxylating) activity
Source: RefSeq, a predicted model, not a curated record
UCGACGACAACGCCAACCUCUCAUGGUUUGUUUUAGCCGCUACCCCUUCACUCCCUCGACGAGUCCGCCACUCUCUUUUCCCGAUCCACCUAAAUAUCCCACCAUACUCCCCUUUCCCCAUUUUCCCUUAUAUAUUCAUUUUCUUCACUCCAACUUUAAGAGCUCCUAUUACUUGCUCUUACCCAUAACUAUAUUUUUUCUCCAUUCACCAUGGAAAGCGCAACAACAGCACAAGCUCUAUCCCGUAUCGGCUUAGCUGGUCUAGCCGUCAUGGGACAGAACCUAGCGUUAAACAUCGCUGAGAAAGGUUUCCCUAUUUCCGUAUAUAACAGAACCACUUCUAAAGUUGACGAGACUUUAGAUCGCGCUGACAGUGAGGGAAAAUUGCCGUUGAUUGGGAAGUACGACCCUCGUGAUUUUGUACUGUCAAUUCAACGGCCUAGAUCUGUUAUUAUUUUAGUGAAAGCUGGUGCACCCGUUGAUCAAACGAUUGCGACACUCGGAGAGUAUCUAGAGCCUGGUGAUACGAUUAUUGAUGGGGGCAAUGAGUGGUACGAGAAUACGGAGAGGAGGAUUAAGGAGGCGGAGGGAAAAGGCUUGUUGUAUUUGGGAAUGGGUGUUUCGGGUGGAGAAGAGGGAGCGAGAAAUGGGCCUUCAUUAAUGCCUGGUGGGUCACACGAAGCGUAUAUGAAUAUUAGGGAUAUUUUAGAGAAGGUUGCUGCUCAAGUUGAGGAUGGGCCGUGUGUUACGUAUAUUGGUGAAGGUGGUUCGGGUAAUUUCGUGAAAAUGGUGCAUAAUGGAAUUGAAUAUGGUGAUAUGCAGUUGAUUUCUGAGGCGUAUGAUGUGUUGAAGAAUGCGGGUGGAUUGAGUAAUUCGGAGUUAGCUGAUAUUUUUGCGGAGUGGAAUCGUGGAGAGUUAGAGAGUUUUUUAGUUGAAAUUACUGCAGAUAUAUUCAAUGUGAAGGAUGAGUUAACGGGGAAUGGAGAGUUGGUAGAUAAGAUUUUGGAUAAGACGGGGAUGAAAGGAACAGGGAAAUGGACUGUGCAGCAGGCUGCGGAGCUGUCUAUUGCAGCUCCGACGAUUGCUGCUUCGUUAGACAGUAGGUAUAUGAGUGGAUUGAAGGAUGAGAGGGAAGAAGCAUCGGAGAUUUUUAAGAAGGAAGGAAUGAAGGUGGAGAUAAGUUCGGAUAUUAAUGGUAGCAGUGUUGAUAAGAAGAGAUUGAUUGAUGAUGUGAGGCAGGCAUUGUAUGCCUCGAAAAUCUGUAGUUAUGCUCAAGGGAUGAAUUUGCUAAGGGCGAAGAGCGGUGAGAAGGGGUGGAAUUUGAAUUUAGGAGAGAUGGCAAGGAUUUGGAAAGGAGGGUGUAUUAUCAGGGCAGUGUUUUUGGAUCGUAUUAAGAAGGCGUAUCAGAGGAAUCCUAAUCUGGCUAACUUGAUGGUUGACCCGGAGUUUGCAAGGGAGAUGGUGCAGAGGCAAGCAGCGUGGAGGAGAGUGGUGGGAUUGGCUGUGCAGAAGGGUAUUAGUGUUCCUGGAAUGUCUGCAAGUCUUCAGUAUUUCGACACCUACAGGCGUUCUAGGCUUCCAGCAAACCUUGUGCAGGCUCAGAGGGACUAUUUCGGGGCACAUACUUAUGAGAGGGUUGACAUGCCAGGAGCAUACCAUACAGAGUGGGCGAAACAUGCUAGGAAAGCCAGAGUGUAAUUCUGUUGCAGCUAUUGCGGAUUGUGAUCAAAAUCUGUGGUUGUGCAGUUACCUAGUGCACGUCAAUCAAUUCUGGAGUAAAGGAUGUCGUACAUUUCUCAGCCUCGCGUGCUUAUGUUAUUGGCAUGAAAGCUCUUCUGCAAUCGGUUUCAUCAACAUUACGCUUGUUGAGGGUUCACUUAUGAAUGGGACAUUUAGAAUAAGUGCCUUCUUUACCUUGGAUGCGUAAGUUUUAUUCCUUGUAGAGGUUUGUUGUAUAGACUUUUCAUGUCUUAUUUCCUCCUCGACAAUGAAAAUUGCGAACUUUGAAGUACCCUUGUGAAUUUCUGAAUGUGAUUGUUCCUCCAUUGGCAGUUCACCCUCGAAAAUUGGAAUCUUACGCAGAUAUGUUAAAAACUUAUUUCAGGAAUUUAUUUGUUCUAGUGUAAAAUCAGAUAUUCUGGAAGAGCUUCAGUUCCUU